Penicillium taxi is the source of this 2199-nucleotide messenger RNA. Its product is annotated as OPT family oligopeptide transporter. Gene Ontology annotation, biological process: transmembrane transport. Lineage: Eukaryota; Fungi; Ascomycota; Eurotiomycetes; Eurotiales; Aspergillaceae. The record is from RefSeq and is a predicted model, not a curated record. Bases 1 to 2199 code for a protein of 732 amino acids. The transcript has 13 exons. Gene Ontology annotation, molecular function: oligopeptide transmembrane transporter activity.
AUGGCACAACAGCAUGAACCUCAGGAGCUCCCUAAUGAGAAGAUAAAGCCAUUGGAUGUCAAGUAUAUAGGUACAAUUGAUAAAACAGAGGUUGAUUCUAUUGAAGUAUCGCAAUAUGACUUCGAUUCGGCCGAGUUUAAGAAUAUUCCUGAGUUGGUGCGGACUGUCGUUGACUUUGAAGAUGACCCAUCACUUCCAGUCUUGACUUUCCGCUCAAUAAUUCUAUCAGCAUUAUUCUUUUUCUUUGUAAUUCUGGCAUCUGACCCUCUUGGUCGUUUCCUUGCACGAGUUUUACCUGACUAUAGGGUACCACUGGGAAGAUUUUCAUUUUCCUUGAAUCCGGGCCCUUGGUCGGCCAAGGAGCAUGCAAUUAUUGGUAUUGCCGCCAAUGCUGGAAGUCAAGGUCAAUGGGCAACUUAUCUUCCCACGAACGCUGCUCUAUACUACAAUAUCACUAUAAACCCUGCAGUCGCCUUAUUUUUCGGAUGGGGCUGUUCCUUGCUUGGUUAUUCAUUUGCUGCAAUGGCUCGCAAAAUUCUCAUAGAUGACCCCGAAUUCAUAUUUCCCCUGUCCUUACAACAGGUAACGCUCUACCGAAGUAUAGAUGCCAACAACAGGUCAAACCAUAAAAGAGCGAGGGAACAGGUGAAGGUGUUUUGGAUAAUACUCGUGGCUACGUUUGUUUGGCAGUUCUUACCCGAAUACCUCUUUCCAUUUGUGGCAUCUCUGGCUCCACUGUGCUGGUUUGCUAGUCGCAGCCAUACUGUCAAUUUUAUCGGAGCCGGUCAUGGUGGCAUGGGAUUGCUGAACAUAACACUCGAUUGGUCCAACAUCACGUCGCAUGUUAUCACAUAUCCAUACAGUGUACAAGUGAUAAUUUUCUUGGCGUUUGUCUUGACGUGUUGGAUCCUAAUUCCUAUUGCGUAUUUCGGCCACCUUUGGGGGUCACCGACUUACAAUAUCAUGUCGAACGGUGUAUUCCUAAAGAACGGGUCAACUUAUCCGUUCACUGAUCUAAUCUACCUUGAUUCCAGUGGUAUGCAACACAUUAACGAGACAAAAUACGAAGAAUUCGGCCUUGCCUACUCCGGAGCCCAGUAUACAUGGCAGCUGUUCAUGUGGGUAGCCUCGUACAUGUCCUCUUACAUGUGGUGCGGCUUGUUUUUUGGCCCGAAAAUCUACAGCAUAUUUAAAGCCAGAAAGCAAUCGGGAGAUUAUUAUCAAGACAGAUUGAGUCGAAUCAUCCAACAAUACCCCGGUAUCAAAAGAUGGGAGUGGGUUGCAAUUACUCUGGUACCGUUUCUAAUGCUUCUUGGUGUUGUUGUUUCCAAGGCAAUUUAUAUGCCUAUCUGGACGUAUUUUGUAGCAUUGCUUUUUGGAGCAGCAGCAAUGCUACCAAUGAGCUUUGUGUAUGCCAUAUCAGGCUUUUCCAUCAAGGUCGGCUUCUUCAACGAGCUUGUUUAUGGAUACAUGAUUGAGGCAAAGGGAUCAUCACGACAUCCUUUGGGUCAGCUUGCAUAUCGAAUUAUCUCCGGAAAUGUGUGGUACGAUGCUCGUACAGUUUUAGAAGAUCAAAAGGUUGGCCAUUACCUUCACCUACCUCCCCGACAAGUCAUCGGAAUCCAAAUCAUAGCCAACAUGUUUGCGCUGCCCAUAAACUACGGCGUUAUGCGCUGGGUCAUCGAUACCAAGUUUGACUACGUUAGCGGCAAGAAGACAGACCCCCUCGGCCAGUGGACCGGUCAAGAUUUCAAAUCGUACAACACAGCCGGCAUUCAGUUUGCUCUCGUUGGCCCGAAGAAACUCUUCGCAUCGGACUUCUUCAAGCCUGUUCUUUGGGGCUUCCUUGCAGGUGCACUUGCCCCUUGUGCAAUGUGGUUGCUGCACAAGAAAUUCCCUCGCGCUCGUUUUGAUCUGUGGAAUACGACUAUAUUCUUUGCAUCAGCUGGAGUUUUCUACGGCAACCUUAGCACUGGGCCUUUUACGACAUUCCUCGUCGGUACCUUCACCAACUUCUUUCUCUUUCGGUACAGGAAAGUAUUCUGGAAUAAAUGGGCUUAUAUCAGUGGUGCAGCAUUGGAUACUGGAUUCAACGCAAAUCUGCUGUUUAUCUUUAUCUUCCUUGGGACAACUGGAACGAAGAUGGUUCAUUGGUGGGGCAACAACGCUGACAGCACUGAAAGAUGUUUUGCAUUAUAG